Pichia membranifaciens NRRL Y-2026 is the source of this 4455-nucleotide messenger RNA. RefSeq lists its product as hypothetical. Lineage: Eukaryota; Fungi; Ascomycota; Pichiomycetes; Pichiales; Pichiaceae. Gene Ontology annotation, biological process: negative regulation of TORC1 signaling; positive regulation of autophagy; intracellular signal transduction. Gene Ontology annotation, molecular function: GTPase activator activity. Gene Ontology annotation, cellular component: GATOR1 complex. The record is from RefSeq and is a predicted model, not a curated record. The transcript is spliced from 3 exons. The coding region runs from base 1 to 4455 and encodes 1484 amino acids.
AUGCAGAAACAAAGACGAAUAAACAUUGACUUCACUAAUGCCAGGUCAAGGUUCAGCCAAAGGACAAAUGAAGCAACAUUAGUUGUUGGUCGGAAAAAUGGAGAUGAUGUGAUAUCUGCCAAUAGCAAUAAGCCAAUCAAUCAAAGUCCACGAGUAACUUCAAUUGACAAUAAAGCAAACCAAGAGUCUAAGUUGCACAAUGUUAAAAGAGGCAAAGAUCCCAACGAAGCUAUUUCGAACAUCAAAGAUAAAUCUAGUGAUUUACACACAGAAAAUAAUAAUUCCUCGGUCGCUUAUAAGCCGGUGACACUUACUGUGAAGUUUCACGAAUCCAGAACUUCUCCAGAAACAGUUCUUAUUGAUCCUAAAUUGGUGCCUGGUGCAAAAGUUGGUGAUAUAGGUGAAGUGCAAUGUUUGUUUGGGUCCAAAAAAAAAUUCUUUUUCAAAUUCAAAGAGUUCAAAAGGGACACUACCGGUUCUACUUUUGACUCUAACAACUCUGCGAAUAACAUAGUGUCCAUUUUAUCAGGACCAAUAGUGAGUACUUUAGAUUUGAAACCAAGAAGCCAAGUUCUAAUACGUGUAAGAACCAAAGAAUCAGUGCAAGCGGACACUAUUGAAAUAUAUGUGAAAGAUAUACACCUCUCAAGAGGUAACAUGUGGAACAUUUCAAAUCUGAUAGUCGAUAAGUGUAUCCAUAAGAACGAAAAACUCUCUUUCAUAAAUGGAUCUAUCCGGUUGAGUGUAAGUAAAAUCUAUAAAAAUGGGCAUAAGUUUUUUUCUUCCUACAUUGGAAAAGAUACAAAGAUCGUUUUUAGAUCUGAUUCAGCAAGACUGAUAGUAUUUAUUCAAAUUUCAUCGGAGAUGUGGCAUUUUGAAGAGAGUGGCCAGCAGAUGUUUCACAAACUGGUAAACUCUUUUUUCCCCAAAGCUUUUCAAAAAUGGAAGGACUUAGGAACUCAUCAUUUGAUAACAAUCAUCCUAUUCAGCAGUGUAGAUUUAGAAGGGGAAAAGAUAAGAUAUUUGGAAGGAGAGACUCCACCAAAUAAGACCGAUUAUUAUAGGGUCGUUGUCGACCAAGUCCAUAUUUUACUUUGGAAUGAAAUAAUGGCAACUCUAAGACUUGAAUUUGCCAAUUUCAAACGAGACAUAUAUUUGCAUAAAAAUAAGCACAUGGACGAAAGUCAUCCACAAGAGUAUCUUAUCCAAGGAAGCAUCCUACCAUCAGCAAAGGGCUCAGUUUUAGAGGCAAUUAACUUGGGUAUGAGCUUGGUUUGUGAUGACUUCAAAGAUUCAUAUCUAAGACAAACAACCAAUCACUUUAUUAUGAUAUCGCCAGGUACUGGUCUCUUUGAUGUUUCUUAUGACAUGCUGAUAAGGACUAGCAAAUUGAUGACUACUGUCGAUUCCACCGUCGAUAUAAUAUGCCUGAGUCAGCCUCCAUUGCAUAUAGUCCCACUUGUCAGGUAUCUCGAUAAUCAAAAUAGACUAAAACAUUGCAUACCUAACUGGCUUGACAUUUCCUUCUGGAGUGACAGUAGUCAAGCUGUUCAUCAAUGGUUACCAAAAUGUAAAAUCUACGAACUACAAAUGAUGGGAGUUAUGGAAAAUGAAUUAUCCACUGUUACCAUCAAUGACUUGGAUUUGUCGAGCUAUAGGUCUGCGCUUGAUGCGAUGGAAUCGUAUGACAAAGAUGUUUUCAAUAGUGUGAUCAUAAAGAAAGACAAGAAAAAUGGAUCGAAGGCAAAGAAAGUUACAGGUUACAACAAAUAUGAUGAAAAUGGUACGAAAAACAGAACAAUGACAAUUACCAAUCGUAAAAGCAGCAUAUACGUCGAUACGGUAGAUGAUGCUUUGAAGCCAUCUGAAUUGAUAAUAACGCAAAAUAAAUCGUCGCCUGCAACUUGCAAUGCAGUGGGUGUUUCAACUACUUCCAAAUCCAAUGUAUCGGCAUUUUCUUCUUUGCUAUCUCUUUCGAAAAAUACAGACGUUAAAACACCUACCUCCACUGCAUAUAAUUUUGAAAAACAUCAAAAUGAUAGCACAAGAAGUUCAACUUCCAGUGCGGUGACAAUCAAUAGAAGUGGCACUAGUAUCAGCCAGCUUUCGAAUAAAAACAUGGUUUUGAGGCCUAAACAGUACAGUAGGAAUAAAAGGACUGGCGUGAAAUCACCUAAAAAGGUGAACAAGGAGCAAAACCGUGCUAAAUACCUGGAGGAACGUGAUUCUAUACUCAACAGCUAUUGGACAAAUAUUGAGAAUCCAUCAAAUAGUUUAACAGCUGAACUUUUAGGGAAAAUAUCAUAUGGUAGAUGGAGGUUUGUAUUCCCUCCUAAUGUCAGACGGAGAGCGGUUAAGUGGAUAUCCUUGUCGUCACCCGCUUCUUUGCCUAUAUUGACUACGAUUUUUCCAGCUUUGACUGACUUCAACCAAAAUUACACUUUCCGAAUUUACGACGUCUUGCUUAACCAGGAUAUUGUGAAUGAAAAUCAAACAAGUGAGACCUUAAUGCAAAACAUGAUAUCUUUGAGGCUAUCCCUGGGUUUUCAAAUCUGUAUUGGUGAGAAGGUAGAGAAGGUUGAGAAACACAGAAAGCCAAACGGUGAUGGUAAAAUGUUGAUUCAGUUUAUGAAUCCAGGAAAGUAUAUUGGUUCUAGAGUAUACCUCAGCUUAGGCAAUGAAAUACAUAGAAUCUGCUGUGAUUUCAACAGUUUGAUCAAUGUUCAGGUUUAUAAGCGUAUUACAAGUACUGAUGAACAAUUAACUUUGUUAAGUGAUAGACAGUAUGUGGAAUUUAUUAGGACUAGGUACUCUGAGGUUUAUUCACCAGUGACUAUAACUAAUUCAACUAAUGAGAACUCGAGAAACUACAACUGGAAUCAACUAGAUCAAGUUCUUGCAGGAUAUGAUGAAUCAAUAGACAAGCAAAAAUAUCAUAGGAUGAAAUUUGUUGUUUUACCUGCCACUGUUCCCGAAAAUGCGUUCUCGCUAACAAAUGAGAAACUUACCACGGAAGAAAUUAGACUAGAGGGUAUUAGGUCGUUGAUCAUGAAUAUCUACAAAAUCAAAUUUAGAACCAAGGAGGAGAAGAAGGUUAAUAAACGACUUGAAAUUUCUCCGGAAAUUUAUUUUUACACUGGGAGUUUAUUUGAAUAUCUUGGAAAUGAGUCUAACUCCUUGAAAAAACUGUAUGGCACCAAUUCUUUUAUCCCAGAUUCUAUAUUAUCACCAUCAAACCGAAGCUCAGCUAGAACACAACACCUUAAUAAAUCGAUUGAUCCAUAUAAGUUAGUUGCAAUUUUGCAAAGUCAUGAGGGAAUUCCUAUUAUUGAUAGGCAUUGGCAUCUUACAUUUUAUAGAAACUGCUUCCUCGGAAUGGAUUUGGUCGAUUUUUUGGUUGAACAUUUUGAGGAUAUCGAAACCCGGGAGGAGGCAGUUGAUUAUGGUAAUAACUUGAUGUCAGAAAAAGUUUUUUCACAUGUUGUUUCAAAGCAUAAUUUCUUGGACGGUCACUAUUUCUACUAUUUGGAAAAGAACUUUACGGAAAACUCAGCAAAACUUUCAGUUGUGGAUAAAGAAUUUGGUAAUUCCGAAAAAGAUAGCAAGAAAGAAAUUAAAACAAGAAAUCGCAGUAAUACGACGCAGGACUCUGGCAUUCAAAGUAAUGAUAAUAAGGAUGCUGAGAGGGAUAUCAAAUUUCAAAAAGAAAAAACUGUCAUGCUAAGCAAAGAAGUUCUAUGUGAUUUAGAUCCUAAUGGAUAUUCAUGGCAACCAGAAUUGAUAAAGGUACAUUAUGAUAUUGUUCACAAUCCUGAUCAUUGCUUUCAUCUUAGAAUUGAGUGGCUGAACACCACCUCAAAACUCAUUGAAGACCUAAUCAACGGAUGGAGUAAAUAUUGUGAGCGUUACGGUCUAUCUUUGGUUGAAAUACCUUGGGAAGAGUUGUUUACGCUGCCAAUCAGGAACCCCUUGCAUUCCACAAUUGAGAUAUCAUUGGCACUAAACCCUUGGGAGGAUGAAGAGUUCAAAGGACUAGAAAAGAUUUACAGAAAGGAGAAAUAUUAUUUCCACUUGUAUCUUUUGCGGAAAAGCUCAUUUAUGCUUGAUAACCGUACUGCAAACUUCUUUAAAAACGAUGACUUUGAUGUUGUUUACAGUUGGGGAAAACCCAUGUUCAAGUAUGCUCAAUUUAUUCAUUCGACUGGUGGAUAUAUUGCGGAGCUCCGUACCAAUGGCGACUUCUUCUUAGCGCCUAACAACGCACACAUUUCAAGGUUGAAUUUGAACAUUGGUAAACUCCACAACUUGGGGAAAAGUAAAGCCAUUUAUUUUGAUUCUCAAAGUGUUAUGUUGGAAUUCAGAUCGGUGUGUACAGAUAAGGACAAAUUAAGAGAAUUAUUCCGGCAAGGUAUAAAGUCUUUUGAAAAAGACGUAGAAGGUGAAGAAUUCGUGUAA